GGGUUCAGGGAAACAGUUGGAGUCGCCUGUGUUUUUGUCGGGAGGACAGAGUCACGUGAAAAACAAUGAGGUAGACUGUAGCAGGUGUCAGGAAGAGACCGAGAAGUGGGGGCUUCUGGAAAGUGCUGGAUUCUCUCAGCGUCAUCAACAGAGAAUGAGACUGCAAGUGGGGGCGGGCUGCACUUGCUGCGUCUUGAGCUAGCGACGACGCGCAGAAGUGCGGGGAGGAGCGAGCGCAGGAAGGAAGAGGAAGGAGGGAAGAAAGGAAAGAUCGCCAAGAAAGCCAUCAGGACAAGGAGGAUACAGAGCACUCCACGGCGAUAGAAGAAAGCACAACAGCAUCAUGGCCUCAGUGUCCACUCAUGGGAACCAGGAGAAAAGCCCCCACUUGCCGCCACUGAGCAAGCAGAGCCUGUUGUUUUGCCCCAAAUCAAAACUGCACAUCCACAGAGGAGAGAUUGCCAAGAUUAUCAGGGAGUGCCAAGAAGAGAGUUUCUGGAAGAGAGCCCUGCCUUUUUCUCUUAUAAGCAUGCUUGUCACCCAGGGACUCGUCCACCAAGGUUAUUUAGCCGCUAAUCCAAGAUUUGGAUCGUUGCCUAAAGUUGCAUUGGCUGGUCUCUUGGGAUUUGGCCUUGGGAAGGCUUCCUAUAUAAGAGUGUGCCAGAGUAAGUUCCAUUCCUUUGAAGAUCAGCUCCGUGGCGCUGGCUUUGGUCCUGAGCAUAACAGGCACUGCCUGCUCACCUGUGAGGACUGUAAAACCAGGCGUGGGUUAAGCGAGAAGGCAGGGUCACAGCCAUCUGCUUCCUAAACUGAGUCUGUGGUCUCCAGUUGUUUUUAAACCUCUGACUUUGUACACAUUUAAAAUUCCAAGUGUACCUUAAAAUAAUAUACUUCUAUUGAAACAGAAACCUGUAAUUCCCUCACCCCUUUGAAAUGCUUGCUGUAGAAGGCUCUCUAUUGACAUGGGCGUGGCAUAUUCUUGGCUUCAUUGGAAGCUAUCACACACAACACAGGAAAGAAGUUAGUUACACCCCGCCUUGCUUAGAGCUUCCCGGGAGGUCUUUGAUUCGCUUCUGGAAAGCUCCCCCUACCCCCAGUUCACUCACUCUCAUUUAAUUUUUAUUUUCAGUGUUUUAAAUUUUCUGGUAGAGAACAGGAAAGAAUGAUGUGGAAGUUGGUUGGGAAGUUAAGACCCGAAGAAAACCCAUGUAUAUGGAACUAGAAAUUCAAGAAAGGUUGUGUUUUAGUAUUGGAAGUCCAUUCUGAAGUCUAGAGCUGAGGUCUGUAACUCAAUGGAAAACAUUUCCUGUAAAAGGGUCACCAUUCAAACCUAGGUGAUCAACAGUGUGAUCAAUGGGACUUGGUGGCUCAUCACCAUGAUGGAGCUGUAAAAGUGACCAUCAUCUAUCCGUAGGUGACCUGCUUGGCUCAUGGGUCCAUUCUCAUGGUCAGCACUCAAAGGGGGUUCUUUUACCCAUUAUUAGUGGUCUAAGAUAAAAAAAAAAGACAACUUCUGGGCUGGUGAGAUGGCUCAGUGGGUAAGAG
Molecule: messenger RNA, 1545 nt
Organism: Mus pahari (shrew mouse)
Lineage: Eukaryota; Metazoa; Chordata; Mammalia; Rodentia; Muridae
Gene: Ociad2
Product: OCIA domain containing 2
Exons: 7
Coding region: 344-808 (154 amino acids)
Cellular component (GO): mitochondrial inner membrane
Source: RefSeq, a predicted model, not a curated record